This is a messenger RNA of Arabidopsis lyrata subsp. lyrata, 912 nucleotides long. RefSeq lists its product as uncharacterized. The record is from RefSeq and is a predicted model, not a curated record. Bases 1 to 912 code for a protein of 303 amino acids. NCBI's taxonomy places the organism in Eukaryota, Viridiplantae, Streptophyta, Magnoliopsida, Brassicales, Brassicaceae. The transcript has a single exon.
AUGAUUCGGCUAAAACCAUAUAUUGUUAACUUUAUGCGCUGUGAAGUGGGUAACGGGAAUCAUGCUUCAUUCUGGUUUGAUCAUUGGACUGUCCAUGGUCCUUUGAUUUCUUUCUUAGGAGCGACUGGGCCUAGGGACUUGAGAGUAAGGAGAGAAGCUCUUGUUGCUGAGGCAGCUAGAAAUGGAGAGUGGCGGAUGCCGGGUGCUCGAUCUGAGAAUCAACAACAGCUCAUGAUCACACUAACAACCAUUACUCCUCCAAAUAUCUCUAAUGGUCAGGAUAUCUAUCUAUGGCGUCGUGUGUCAGGAAGUUUUGCUGAAUUUUUCUCUUCUAAGGAAACUUGGGAGCAAUUGCGAACUCACUCUCCUUUGGUGUCUUGGAGUAAGGUGGUCUGGUUCAAGGAAGCGGUUCCUCGCUUCUCAUUUAUCACUUGGCUUGCGUUUAAAGGAAGAUUGCCUACGAAAUACAGAUUACGCGGUUGGGGACUGAAUAUCCCUGCAGCUUGUGUACUCUGUUCCAACGGAUUAGAAACUCACAACCAUCUAUUCUUUGAAUGUCCCUACUUAGCAACUGUUUGGCAUGCUUUUGCUUCGAGGAUCUUGAUCAAUCCACCAUCUACAAUCGCUUCCAUCUCUUCUUGGAUUUUGCAGGCUCAAGCUCCAGCUCAAUCUCAUGCUAUAAUCACCAUCAAGCUGCUUCUUCAAUCGGCGUGUUACUUCAUUUGGAGGGAGCGUAACGCAAGGAUUUUCACCUCCAUUAUCUCUCCCAGCUCAACUGUGCAAGCUUCUUUGGAUCGCUCCAUUCGAGACCGCUUCCUCUCUUUCCCGGGGGUUCUUCCUCCUCGGUUUCUUUACUUGCUUUCUACUUUGGUUGUAUCUCUUUCCCCUUCUAGCUUCUUGUCUUUUGUUUGA